Molecule: messenger RNA, 3600 nt
Organism: Penicillium chermesinum
Lineage: Eukaryota; Fungi; Ascomycota; Eurotiomycetes; Eurotiales; Aspergillaceae
Gene: chsF
Product: chitin synthase CHS3
Exons: 3
Coding region: 1-3600 (1199 amino acids)
Cellular component (GO): cell periphery; cell septum
Molecular function (GO): chitin synthase activity
Source: RefSeq, a predicted model, not a curated record
AUGUCAUCGCCCCAGAGGCCGGGCAAGGCCUCCCCAAGGCGUGAGGAAGCACGAACCUCUCGCGAACCCUCGCGGCGGCGUCGCAGAGAGGCCGAUUCCGAAGCAUACAGCGAAAGUCCCACGACCUCCCCAACAUCCCACCGCCAUCGUCGCCGACGCUCACAUAGCCAGCGAAAGCACGUCGACACCGACGACGAACGUUUGGAACGGGCCACCGAUGUAAGGCGAAAGAAAAGCAUGGUGAAACCUGAACGUCGCCAAGACGACCGAGAACAGCCCAACUACCACUAUCGUCAGCGCUCCCACCACAUGAAUACAUACCCCUCCGCGACCGGACAUGAUCCAUUGCUCGAGCGGGAUGGCGAGGCGGAGACGAAUAGCUCAAGGAGCGUGGAAAUGAAGGUGAAAGAGACCGUCUACGGAGAGAAAGGGGCCACCGUUCACUCAUCAGAUCGGCCGCCCAGCCGACAUCGCUCGAAGAAGAAGAGGAGGUCGUCGCGACGAGUUUCGAAGACUGUGUCAGUCGAGGAUAGAGUGCGACAAAAGGCCAUGGAGCAGGUGCGCCCACCAGACCUAUGGACAACAUACUGUGCGCUGGUGAGCUGCUUGGUGCCGGACUUUGUUCUGAAGUGCUUCGGCAUGCCCAAGAAGGAGCAGCGUAGUGCGUGGCGAGAGAAAAUUGGGCUGAUUAGUAUUAUCCUGAUGGUUGCUGCUUUUGUCGGGUUUCUCACUUUCGGGUUCACCGCGACGGUCUGUGGGACACCACCAACUCGUCUGAAGAUUAACGAGAUUGAUAAGGGAUACAUGAUCUUUCAUGGCCAGGCCUACGAUCUGACAAAGUUUGAGCACCCAGCCGCGGCCGGUAUCCCUAACGGCUCGAAUGUCCUAUACGACUUGCCCUUCAAAUACGGCGGCCGGGAUGGGAGCUUCAUGUUCCAAGAAGUGAAUGGCGCAUGCAAAGGUCUCAUCAAGGCUGUCGAAGGUGGUGGUGUGCCGACUAACUCGAAUGGUGACUUGGGAUGGUAUUUUCCAUGUCAAGCAUUCAACCAAGAUGGCACCGGUGAGGUGAACGACACCUUGAUAGACGAGUACUAUCUGGGUUAUGCCUGUCAUACCAGCUCCGCCGCGCGGAGGCCUUUCUGGAAGUUGAAACCGGACGGCGAUGUGUACUUCACUUGGGAAGACACGAAGAACAAAAGCCGAAACCUGGCUGUUUACUCGGGCAGCGUGCUGGACCUUGACCUUUUGCGCUGGUUCAACACAUCCCAGGUAACAUACCCAGCCAAGUUCGACAACCUCCGUACCAACCCUGACGUACGAGGCAUUGAUCUCACGUACUAUCUCCAGGGUGGCGAGGAGAAGCAAAUUGGCCAGUGUCUGACACAGAUCGUCAGGGUAGGCAGCAUCGACACAGAUACUGUGGGCUGUAUCGCUUCCAAGGUUGUGCUUUACGUCUCCCUGAUCUUCAUUCUCUCCAUCGUGAUUGUCAAAUUCGGGUUCGCAGUACUCUUCCAGUGGUUCCUGGCGAAGAAGUUUGAGCCCCAAAGCACAUCGAUGCCUUCAGACUCCCGAACCCGAAACCAACAGAUUGAAGACUGGUCAAAUGACAUCUACCGGCCGGGUCCUCGGAUGGCCGAUCCUCCAGUCCCCAGCGGCAUGAGCAAGCGCGCGAGCUUCCUCCCUACCACAUCUCGGUUUUCCAGUCCAUACACCGCAAGCAGUGCAGGUGGCAGCAAGCAGCGUCCGCACUAUGUCACCAUGGCCAGCCAAAAUUCCACCACUCGCCUCAUGCCAAGUUCUACGGCCACUCCGACGAUUUACAAGCAAAGCCACAACAGUAGCGGUGGUACGCUGGACAAUCGACACGCCGCAAGUAGGACCAGCUUAGCUACCCCCGGUCAGCUAGAAUCUGGAUAUAACGUCGUUUCCGAUUAUGACGGCGCAGGUCCAGCUGGAUCCAUUCACGAGGCAGUGGUUCCACAGCCACCGCCGGAAUGGCAGCCCUUUGGCUUCCCGCUGGCACAUGCAAUCUGCUUGGUGACCUGCUAUUCCGAGGGUGAAGACGGAAUCCGAAGCACGCUCGACUCGAUCGCUAUGACCGACUAUCCCAACAGUCACAAAACAAUCUUGGUGAUCUGUGACGGGAUCAUCAAAGGAAAAGGAGAAGAGUUUUCCACCCCCGAUAUCGUGCUCAGCAUGGUGAAGGACCAUGUCGUUCCCCCUGCGGAGGUGCAGCCUUUCUCGUACGUGGCCGUGGCUACUGGUUCCAAGCGUCACAACAUGUCCAAGGUCUACACGGGAUUCUACGACUAUGGUGAAACGUCGAUCAUCCCUCCGGAAAAGCAGCAGCGCGUUCCAAUGAUGGUCAUUGUCAAGUGCGGCACCCGCGACGAGGCGAAAGCUGCGAAGCCCGGAAACCGAGGCAAGCGUGACAGUCAAAUCAUCCUUAUGUCCUUCUUACAGAAGGUCAUGUUCGACGAACGUAUGACGGAACUCGAAUUCGAAAUAUUCAACGGCCUUUGGCAGGUGACCGGCAUCCCCCCUGAUUUCUACGAGGUUGUCCUCAUGGUGGAUGCCGAUACCAAGGUCUUCCCGGAUAGUCUCACGCACAUGGUUUCUGCCAUGGUCAAGGAUCCGGAAGUCAUGGGGCUUUGCGGCGAGACUAAGAUCGCAAAUAAGACCGAUAGUUGGGUCACUAUGAUUCAGGUCUUUGAAUACUUCAUUUCGCACCACCAAGCCAAGUCCUUCGAGUCCGUCUUUGGCGGUGUUACCUGUCUUCCCGGUUGUUUCUCCAUGUAUCGCAUCAAAGCUCCCAAGGGCGGCCAGAACUAUUGGGUGCCGAUUCUUGCCAACCCUGACAUUGUAGAACACUACUCCGAGAACGUCGUGGACACAUUGCACAAGAAGAACCUGCUCCUGUUGGGUGAGGAUCGAUACCUGACCACCCUGAUGCUCAAGACCUUCCCAAAGCGCAAGCAGAUCUUCGUCCCCCAGGCAGUGUGCAAGACUGUCGUCCCCGAUAAAUUCAUGGUCCUGCUGUCUCAACGUCGUCGCUGGAUCAACAGUACCGUGCACAAUCUGUUCGAGCUGGUUCUCGUCCAGGACUUGUGCGGAACCUUCUGCUUCAGCAUGCAAUUCGUCAUCUUCAUUGAACUGGUCGGAACCCUUGUGCUUCCCGCGGCUAUCUCAUUCACCGUCUACGUCAUAGUAUCCUCCAUCGUCAAGAAGCCUGUCCAAGUGAUCCCCCUGGUGUUGCUAGCGCUGAUUCUCGGUUUGCCCGGUGUUUUGAUCGUCAUUACGGCCCAUCGACUCGUCUAUGUGUUGUGGAUGUUCAUUUACCUGCUUUCCCUUCCCAUUUGGAACUUCGUCCUUCCGGUGUACGCCUUCUGGAAGUUUGACGAUUUCAGUUGGGGCGAUACCCGCAAGACGGAUGGCGAAAAGGACAAGGGCCACGGCGGUGCCGAGGGCGAGUUUGAUAGCACCAAAAUCACGAUGAAGCGCUGGCGCGAUUUUGAAAGAGAACGACGGUUACGAAAUAAUGCUUGGCACCAGGCCCAUGCGAACGGCUAUGGUCAUUACGAUACUUACUCGGAUUAUUGA